AUGGCCGAACACGUUGCAGCGGUGCGGAGAAACGACGCGAGCUCUCAAGUUGCGGCUCAUUCGACGGGUUCCGGCCACACAUUUAAAUUUGACGAGACCGAAAUUCUUGCAAGAGGCGUGGGCCUGGAACUGCUUGUGUCAUGGUUUACUGCCUUCCAGUCUAUUAACAAGUGCAAUGAUCUUCCCAUUCAAUACUCGGUGCUGAGACUUCGCCUAGGCGGAGUAAUUGGCCACGCGGGGAGCGUACAGGUGAAUACUCUUUCCAAUAUCCUGGUCAGCGAGUCAGAUGGUCGAACAAUCAUUACACUAACAUCCAACGCACGUGAUGAAAUUACAGCAAUUAACGACGCGAAUGUCGACCAUCACGCCACGUGCAACGAUCUCUGGUGAAGAGGGGAGACGUGAAUGAUCAUAGGUAUGCGGAAGCAUGGCGACUGUAUCCUAUAAAUACUGCAGCCCCUUGUGCGUGACUCAACCGUAUCUGCUGUGGUCUCUAAUGGUGGAUUCGAGCAGGAAUCCGAAACGUCAUGUUAAUAAAGCUCUUGUCCCGGCGAUCAUGUCUUCUUCUUCAAGACUGCUUCCUAGGACUCGUCUCUUCGCUUCUAGGGGCGUUCUUCCCUUAUUAUCUGGUUGUUCAUUAUGCUCACUGUUAUUAAUUGCCUCCAGACGAAUGAGCUUCGAACGUUUACGUUUUUCGUAUAAAAUAUCCUUAGGUUUUCUCGCCCGAAUUGUAUCUUCUGAGGAAUUUUGCCUUGAGUUCCCUCCAUUUCUCUCGUUCGACCGACGAUAAGUUCCACUUAAAAAUUGUUGGUUGGGCUUCUCGAAGUGCUGGUUUACUGUUCAGCAGUAACAGAGCUUGUUGUUCAUUUUUGAGGACAAAUAUCGAUGAUCGAUUAUGGCUCGACUCGCCCUUCAGAUCCCUAAUUUGUCCUAUUCUGAAAGCUUUCAAGACGGUGGUGUUCUGUUUGUCUUGUAAAAGGUAUUUGAAGUAUUGGUGGAAUAGCUAUAGAUCGUGAUUUAUUCUGUUCUUUGGGAUGUUUAAAGAAGACUCAAGCAUACCCUUAACGAUGAUACAUUUAUCGCUAUCAAUAGGGCACUGUCGUUCAUUUGUAUAUGCAGAGUCUGCGUCGCGAAACUUUUUGUUGUCCAAUUCAGAGAGAGUUGUCAUGGUAUAGCUACCGCAGGGUUACUCGUUUAUCGAGGCUUCUUGGUCAUGUGGUAACUCUUUUGUCAGUGAGGCAUUUGCUUGCAUUCUUUGGGGCCUCUGCCCCCUCCUGCUGACGCUCUGACCUACUUGGUCUUUUUGGGAUACUUUGAGACGUCUCCUCGUUUUUUGAGAUGCCCUUCGGCUAUUUUUCUUUUGCACAUGAGGCAGGUUCUCCGUUGUGAUUGGGUCCGUAGACGGGCUGUCUUAUUUUUCAGGGGCGAACACCGUUAAAGAGGUCGUAUUGGCAGUUUUUCUGGUCAUCUUCUGAAUUUCCGACAUCACCAUCUCUCUCCUUUCGGGUGAAUGGUGAGGAGGUUUUAUCAGCUUCUCCAUCUCAAUUUUUAGAUUCCAUAUAUCCUCCUCCAUCUCCAAGAGUUUAUGAAGAAGUCUAAAACACGACGCGCAGGUUUCGUCCUCGUAUUUAACAUCCAAUAAAAUUAUCAGACUUUUUGCGCGUUUGGCGUGAGGUGAUUUGGCAGCAGGUGACUUAUGGCAGUAGCCAUUUAUACAGCGUCCAUCGGUUAUUUUGUCAUCUUUGUCAAGCUGCCCGCGGAGCGUCAAUGGCGCAGUGAUAGCGACAAUUUCAGCGUAACUCUUGUGCCCAGGUUCGACCCCAGCCCGAGGUGGAACACUUGCCCAAUGUCUGGGGGACCCUUGAUUGACUACCAUUAUUAAGUCAAUAAACUUGAGACGUUUUUAACGGUAUGGAAACGAUUUUAAGCCAGAACAACGGUAUGAAAUAAAUAGCAAGCAACUCAGCCGUUCUUGUAUUUGGGGAAUAUCGCGGUGCAGUUGCCAAAGAUGGGGUCGGAAGGAGAUAGGUUUUUCGGACGAAAAUCCCGUUGCAAUUCUGUGAGAACCGAGGUAUUUCCAAGUUGUCCAGAGUGUCCAGGGUGCUAGGGUGUCCAGCACUCAGGAGAUGUGAAAAAGUUGAGUCCCUCGGAGGUCCAAAAUUUCAAAGCGAAUUCAAACGACGCGGAUAUUACUUUGAAGAAACAUUCAAUGGUAAGUCACAAGCAAAGAUGUCAAAAGAAUAUUGAAUCAUGUAUUAUACUGUUCUUGAGAAUGUGACAUUAUAGAAAUAAUGGUUGACUGUUUACGAUGCUCUAAUAUAGUUGUAUAUAUGUUAAGUAUGGCCUCAAUACAAACGUACGCACAACUAAUAUGCUGGAUUUUAUCGAAAGGGAUGUUAUUAUUAACUCCUUAAGGAAUGUUUAAUUACAGAUGACAGCUGAUGGAAACGAGAAAGGGAGGAACGAAUAUCCCUAUCUGUUCUAUGUUUAUCAGGGAUGCUGUCUUUCAUAAAUUUGAUUGUUUUUAAUGUUAUGCUCCGGUAUUAUUUAAGCGGCUGGUAUCAUUAGAGCCCUCUUGGACCAAAUUGUGUACAAAAGAAUCGACUUGAAAAAUGUCCUGUCUUAUUCAAAAAUAAAUGUGUAUUGUUAUUUGAAAGGAAUUUCUUAGUUUUUAGUUUAAACUCGAUUGAGUUUCAACUUUUCCGGAUAGAACUUUGAAGAGCAUUCCCGAUAGUGGCAUAUCUUAUGGAGUGGAAAUUUGAUCGUAGGGACUUUGUGAAUUUGGGGAUCCUUAUAUUAGCUGCGUUAUUUCUAGUGUUUCUGGGGGCGUUUUGGUUUGUUAGUCAAUUCAUGUUGAGAAUAUCUUGGCCAUGGGUGACCAUGAAUAGAAAGUUUAGACUAUUUAGGAGUCUUCUUGUGCAGAGGGGUCGAAGACCUUAUUUAUGAUAUAGUUUAAAGUAUGAACUGUGGGUGCCAUCACUUCUGGACAAAGAUCUAGUAAAACGUUUCUGGAUGCCUUCUAGUUUCUUUGAGCCGUCUGAGGGUAUUAUGCCGAAGAAAAGUGCGCAAUAAUCUGGGAGAAGAAAAACGUAUACUUUGAAAAGUUGUAUUUUUCGUUCAUUUAAGGGGCAAUUUUUUCAUAUGAAUCCACACUGGCGAGUGGCUUUCGGUGAUAUUUGUUGGACGUGGGGAGAUAAGUCAAGGGUAUUUGUAUAGCUGAGAUUUAAAUCUUUUAUCGAUGGGGCUACCGUUAUCUUAUUAUCCUCGAAUAUUACGGGGGAAGUUUAUGUGGGCCAAAGAUCAGGAGAUGACAUUUUUCGGGCGAGAAGGGCAUCUGCCAUUGACUACUCCAUUUGCCGAAUUUUCGAUUGCUCUGUGAAUAUUAGCUACUGUAUUCCCGUUAUAUGUAUAUGCAAGUUUCAGUUCGUCCCCAUAUAAAGCCUCUUAGUUGAUAGUGAUAUGGAUGAUAAGUCGUGAAUAUAUAUAUGAGAAAUAGAAUAGGAUAGUGCUUUGCAGCACUCCACUGGUAAUGAGGGGUGGUUCCGAGACUACGUUUCGAAUUUGAACCACUUUAUGCCAGUUUUGAAGAUAGGAUUUAACAAAAUCGAGAAGGGGAGGGCUAAUUCCAUGACUUUUUAGCCUUAUCAGUAAUCUUUUUCAGGGGAAUUUGUGAAAGGCCUUAUCUUAGAUCGAAGUUUAUUGAAGCUACUGUGUUUCCGUCAUCUUUAUUGCUGGAAACGAAUUUGAAAAAAGUAAAAUGUCAGGAUUGACAUGACUUUUUGGGUAAAAAUGCAUGUUGAGAGGGGGAAUGAGGUUGACGUUUAUGGGAUGGUCUAGCAAUUGGUUGUAGACUAUUUUUGGAGCAUUUUAGCUAUAGCCGGUGUUCGGAGAACACCACGAUAGUUUUGGGUAUGGGAUCAAUUGCCGCUUGUAAAGAUAUGUGCAAUGGUCGAGUAUUUCCACAUGACCAGUAAAAUCGAUCUUGACUGGAGUAGGAUGAAUAAAUUAGAUAGAAGUAUUGGAGCAUAUGUCAUAUGCUUCAGAAUACAUGGCGGGCUUUUGUCGGUCCCAUAGGAGUUGGCGUUGGAUAUUUGUUUGAUGGCUGCUUUGAGUUUAACGCUUUAACUGUCAUUAAAUACAAUUAUUGUUGGUAUUAGUAGUACUUUAACAGAUUCUUCAUUAAAACGGAUCUCACUAAGGAUGCAUUCUGUCAUCUCGGUCGAUUGGGGGUCGCUCCUUCCUCGACUAUGUAGUUAACGAAGAAGUAUUUAUUGAAUGACAUUGCUAUUUGGUUGUUAUUUGUUAUAACUUGUCCUGAUUAAUCAAUAAUAGUUCGUGGUCCCGACUGUUGAUGGUUACUCAUUUGUUCCUGGGCACCUGAGCUAUUCGGUUAGGGGAUUCUAGUGCCCGAUGUUCUGCUGCUAUGAUCUUUUGUGUUUCCAUUUUCCUAACUAGGUCGUGAAUUUCCUCAAUUUAUCGAAGUAUGGAUAAAUAACUUAAAGAGUGGUUGUGUAGCUGUUUUUUCAGCGUUUUUUUUAGUUCAGUUGAUAGGAAUUGUGGGAUUUGUGGCUUCUUAUACGGGCGUCUUUCGUCUAUCAAGGUAUCUCCAAUGAUGAAUAAGACAGAGUAUAAUAGGUUAACUGCUUCUAUAGAUGAUGUUGUUAGAAGAUACGGGCUCCAGUCUACUGACCUAAUAUAUUUGUGCAUGAGUCGUUGUCAAGUUUUUUGGGUUUAGGCGGGUGUUACUAAAGUCGAUUGCGAGUUUUGAGUUUAAGGGGAACGUUGAUAUUAUUGCGUUGUGGUCAGUUUCAAAGGCUUCUCAAUCGUAGCGCAUAUAGAGGGCCAGAUAUCGUUGGGGAAGAUAACGUCUAGUUUAUUGUUUCAUCAGGUGGGCUUGUCAAAUAUUUGUGUUCAGUCAUUAAUGAUAAGUAAAUAUAACAAUUCUCCGCGCCUGGUAGGUGCCGAUACUUCGACCCUGUUUAGUUCUGUGAGGUUCAGGUCGCCUGUGAUUAUCUUCCAUUCAGCUUUAAUGUUAGCUAUAUUGUUUAUUAUCUGAUUGAGGCUUUUGCCCUCAUUACUACAUUCUGGAGGGGAGUAGAAGCAUCCGACCAGCAUGUUUUCCUGGGUAUGAGAUUUUAUUGUGGAAAAACACGCUUCUCCAGCAAAGGUUUCGGUUGGGACAUCAAUACCACUUUGCUCAUUGUCAGGUUUGGUGUAGAUAAGACAACCUGCCCCUCGUUUACUAACACGGUCCUGCCGAUAGAAAAUAUAAUGUAGAAUAUAUAGCGAGGCGUUCAAUAUAAGUUUAUUUGCCCAUGUUUCUGUGAUGCAAAUUAUAUCGGGUUAUAUAUUUCAACAAAAGUUCUAAGUUGGGAGAUUUUGUUGACAGUCGAUCUCAGAUUUAGAAGAGCUAUCUUUAGGAUGUCAGAUAUGGAAGAAGUGGGCGAAAAAAGGAUUUCUGAGGGUAAUUUGACUGAAUGAUGGACGAAAUGGAGGUAAGUGUGUGGUUCAUGGAGGAUGUGGUGGUGCUUAUGGCGAAAUUUGAUUGCAUGGGUUGGUGUGUAUGGAUUGAGUGUACGUGUGAGGAGAUGGGUUAACUAGAUGGUAAUUGUAUCUAACUUGAGUUUCUUUUGGGGAGGUGUAAAAGCCGAAGUAACUUGUGGGGUUGUCAUUAGGUGGUAGGAAGUUUGGAAUGCUAUAGUGGUUUGGCUUAUUCCUAUGCCAUGCACGUGGAUUUUGGUGGGUCGAUAUACAGUUAUAAGUCAGUUUAAGUCAGUUUAUAAGGGGAUAAGGCUUUCGCCCUUGAGCUCCAUAUUCAUAUCGAUAAACAAAAAUAGAAUCAAUAAUUACAUCAGCAAAUGCGGACACUGAAAAGUUAACAGUACGUGUGAGCCAGGCGAAAACUGCCGCUGCCAAAACAAUCGUGAUUGUUUGUACAGUAGUUUCUCAACAAAUGAGCAUCUAGUGUACACUUAACUGAUUCGAGAGUUUCGGAAAGAACCACCGCAUCAGGGAGUCCGUUCCAUGUCCCAAUGACCCUGUGAGAGCAGGCGUUCCGUCGGACUCCCGAAUGGGCCAGCUUCCUAUGAAGUUUGAAGAGAUGACCACGCAGGCGGUCAGUCCCGACCAAUUCGAAGAAUUCAUCAAAGUCUAGGGCGCACUCAUGGCCUUUGACAAUACUGUAGGUUUGAAUGAGAUCAACGCGCAGUUGCCUGUAAUUGAGAGGAAACAGAUUUAGUUCAGUCAGCCUGGGUUCGUAAGAGAGAUGAUGAAGAUUCUCGACCAUCUUCGUAGCCAUUGCCUGCACUCUUUCCAGUCGUUGAUAGUCUUUCUUCAACCACGGUCGGCAGGCCUGGACUGCAUACUCUAAGGGAGACCGCACGCAUUCCCCAAAGGUUUUCCCGAACAGCUCCUUAUCGAUCUGCACAAAUCCUCGCCUCGACGGAAAUAACACCCCUAUUGCACUUUUGGCUGUCCCUUGAUACUGUGAUGAUGGUUUCAGUGAGAACGCCAUUUGGACGCCCAGGUCUUUCUGGUCCACAACAUUUUAAAGCGGCUGACCACCAAGGACGUAUUGAUAGGAAUCGUCCUUCUUGCUGGUCCUUUUAGUGCGGAAUCUCAGGACCACACAUUUGUCAACAUUAAAAUUCAAGAGCCAGCGAGCUGACCAACUUUUCAGCGGUUAAGACUGCCUUGAAGCUUUUUUUUCUGGUUAGAGUUUGGAUAACUUCUAUUUGAUCUGCCUACAUACUCGGGACGUUUUGGUUGUGCUGAUGUGCUUAAUAAGGCCUUAUGGUUUUUGUGUUUUGUUUGGCAGUCGAUUUCUAGUACCGGUUGAUCGGUUUUGGGGGGCGUAGUAAAAAGUAUAUUGCUACCUAAUGGUGUCACAUGACUGGGUCCGGCAUCUGCGCCAUCGUCCUGUUCUUGUUGAACGUUGUUUUUCUGUUUUGCCUCCCUCAUUUGGUUCUGUCCAGCAGCCCUAACUGCUUUUGCAGUUACGCGUUUUUGUCAUGAGAACUAGAGUCAGAAGUACUUGCUGGAGGUCCUUCUGCGGGGGCUGUGGGUUUAUCAAUUUGUUUACGCUGGUCUGUGCACUUCUUUUCAUUAGUGCCAGAAAUAGCUGUAGUAGCUAGAGAUUCAGUUGGGGGACCGGAGUGCUGACUAUCUUGUUUGUAAAUGGUCUCUUUUUCCCGAAGUUUAAGUCUUUGCAUCGGCGUAAAAUCUGGACCUAUAAAUGAGUUUAGGUUCCGCAGAUUUCUGUUUAAUACAGGGUUUUGUAGGACAAGCUCAGCUUCGGUCUGUCAGUUACUAAGACGGGUUUAUUUUCGCUUCUAGAGUGAAGUCCUUUGGUGGUAGCUAUGCGGAUGUUUGGGCCACAAAAAUGUAUGUUUUUGAAUUGAUGGUGUCGGGAUAACCGUGUGGGGUAUAUUGCGGAUGCUUAAAUCGAGUCUGCGUUUUAAUCAAGCCGCGACUUCUGAUGAACCCAAACCUAUGAUCAAUUCUAUUUGUGGUAGGCCCGCUAGGCUGUUCGUGAAUGUAUUUAAGUCUGUUAGUGAGUCGAGAAUCGUAAAAAUGUGUCCAUGUUUUUCGAUAAACUUCUGUAAACGCACAAUGGCCGAAUGAUCUACUUUGUCAAAAGCAAACUUAGCAUCGGUCAUCGUUAAUUGGAAGAGUUUAUAGGGAUUUAUGUGCUAUUUUCGGCAGCUAAUAAAAAAUCGAUUGAAAAUUGACGCAGAAAUAUGCCGAAUAUUUAACUUAUAAACAAAUUUUAACUUAUCUCAGAUCUGGGGAUUUCGAACGGUUCUGUAAAAAAGGGCUUAAAAUUAGAAAACAGAUAAGAGUAAGAGUUAGGGUUAGUGUUCGGUUUUAGGGUUGGUGUUGAUCUUAGGUUUGGAGCCUCGAUUAGGUCUGAGUUCAGGGUUAGUAGCUAUGGUUGGAGUUAGUUCCCGGUUUAUAAUCAGGUUUAGGGUUAAGGGUAAGGUUAAGAAACCAGUAGGUAUGAGGACCAUGACGAAGCUUACUGCUUGGAAUGGUCAUAUGGUUUACUUGAUGACUUGAUUUAAGUUUAUUUUCGGGCAAGUCUGAGACGACUGGCGACGUGGACCUGGAUAAGGUAACUUAUCCCGACUAACGAGUUUUGAUUUUCAUUAUCAUACUAAUGAUUUUUUUUCCUGCGAUCCUCUGUGUUUUUUAUAUCAUACUCGUUGGAUUUUACCUUGAUUUGUUUUUUUAGAUUGCCCUCCUGAUUGUCUUUGGUGUUGCGGUUGCUCUCCCUUUCCCCCCGUCUGCUUGGCUACCCACACUAGACUAUUUAACAAGUCACUUAGUGCAUGUUGUCUUGAGUUCAUUCGAGAUGAAGAUUCACAUGCUAUCUCGUAAUCCUUCAGAUUAUCGGCGCGAAACCGCGGACGAUAUAUUCAAAAGUGCGUAUUCUUCCCAGUUUAAUCUUCUUUAGUGCCCCGCAAUUACGAUAUUGCUGAACACCCUUUCGCCUCCGAACGUGAAUAUAUCCGAGCUAUGAAUUCAGCUAAACUUUCGCGUCUAAUGGCCAAACCAUUUUUGGGAUGUCUUGAGGGCACAACCGACAACAUGAGCACAAUGUCACUGAAUACGGAGAAAGUGGGUUUAGCUGUCUUUGGAACCGCUGACGGGAAGGUAUCCGAAUUCUGUCUUCGACCGUCGCCUAUUCUUGCUUCUAGAUCCAGUACUGGGAAAUUGCUACGCGGAGAAGGCUUUAUGAGACGCCUGCUCAUGCAGGAGAGGUCAGAGGCAUAUGCCAAUAUGACAAGUCCCAAUUGAUGUAUACGGUAUGUCUUGAAGAGGAAGUUGCGACGAUCCGUUCUAAACUUCUUAACCUUAACAAUACAUGCUAGAAUCUUAUACGCAGUCAUCUUUAUCACACUGGCGUGAACCUUGGCAUACUGCCACAGCAUUUAAUCAAUGUAUUAUCAACCGUUCCGCACAAAUCAACUACUUUUCACCCAAGCACAUAUAUCGGCGCAUAUAUCGUUAUUUUUACAAAGUCGUUUGUUUGAACUUAAAUUUGGACCGCCACUGUUUGUGUUAUGAAUUUUCUCGCAUUAUUAAGACCGCGUGUGCAUGUAGUGUAGACACAUAGGUCUGCCCGCCUUUUGUAUAAGUGGUCUCCCGCAUAUUUUCAGUGCUGUUUUUCCGAAACUUUUCGCCAAACCAGCUGCGAUACUGCUUGGACGGCAGACGCAUAAGUGCCAUCAUGUGAACUAUCGUUUGACGGUGCGGGUGUUUUCUGACAUGUCAGUGCCCAUAGAACAACAGGAGACAAAAAAUCUGUGUAAGCAAUCUAUGACUUCCCCGAAACGUAUGUUUUGCUGGUAGAAACAACAGGUUGCCUGUGCGCUAUGUACACUAAUCUGGACGCACACCUUGCAUUUCGUAUGAAGUUGUAUCAGGUCGCUUCUCCAGACUAAAUCAUUUUUCCUUUACUUAGUGUGGUUUGGAUAGUCAGUUGAAACAGUGGAAAAUGGACCACAAUGAUAUCGCUUCUUCCUGGAAGGAACCCCUGAAUACAGUUCUGCUUAACUGGACGCCCCUCUGUUUGGAUCAUCAUCCCUCCUCCGAUGCCAUCCUUGUUGGCACGUCAGAGUCCUGUCUCAUUUAUCAUUCUACUAGAAUGGACGUCCCUGUUUUCGAGUGGACUUGGGGUCGCGAGGCCGUCCACCAUGCCUCUUUCAACCCUGUGGAACACAACCUUGUCGGAAUACUCACGAAAGACAACUCCAUAAUUCUUGCAGAUACAAGAGAGGAUCAACCUUUACGGAAGGUAUUGUGACCGAAAAUUCAUUUGUUACUACUGGAGAUAUAGGAUAGUCAGAAGCAUAUCUUUGGUAAUGUCCUCGGCCUUUUAGUCUCUUCUCUUUCCUUUCGGUAGCAACCAGCUGUAACUGGACAGCAGUAUGCCGCCGUCCCUCCUACUUCAACGCUAAGAGCAUGACAAUAACCCACGGUCAGGCUGUUAGGUUUUUGGAAACCUACAUUAAAAGUCCGCCCACCGUCGUAGACGACGUCUAAAUUUCAGUCGGCCUCUACUUGUUAUCACAACAAAAGCAACUUGGCCUAGGCAACCAGAUGACCUGCACAUAUACUUUUUGAUGUAUUAAUUUUUGUCACUAUUAUUGCAAUAUUUAAAUGAGUAUAAAUGCGGCAGUUGGCAACAUAUAAAUUUCACAUCUUUCCUCUCCCGGCAACAUGCCGAAUUUAAACUUUAUGUUUUACUGGCAACUUCUACCUGCGCGGAAUAAGAGUCCUACAGUUUUUACCAUUUAUAUUUUCAAUGGUUGUGUAGUGCCAGUAUCUUUUUUCGAAUGACUGGAUUUGGAGCAGUUUUACACAGAUUUAAAGACAAAAAAGCUGGCCACCUGGGCAUUGAUGAUCCCGGAGUCAGUGGUUCCUGUACACGGCGUCUAUUCCAUGACGUAGAAAGUCCCUGGGGUUAUUGCCAGUUUACUUUUGACUUAUGGACUGUCCUAAGGACUGCAAGAUCUGUUAUGGAUGCAAGGGUUGCCAUCUUAACUUCAGCACCCGCAAGGUACAAUGCAACCGAUUCGCAAAAAAGUGCAAUACUUUAGCGACUCGAAGCUGUCAGUUUUCUUGUGCCAGUUGGCCACUGACGCUUCGGGAAAGUUUGAGUACGGUGACAGAGCGGGGUAGUCAGACGUGUAGCACUGACUUUGCGGAGGAUGAGGGCAUUAAAUCUGGCUUCCCUUCUCUGUCUCCAUUCAUAUCGGUCUCGUCACUGCCUUCUUCUUAUGCACUUUUGAAUACAGGUCAAAAUGAAUUUGAAGUUGAACUCAUUCUCAUGGAACCCAAUGGAACCCUUCAUUUUCACAGCGGCCUCCGAAGAUUACAAUCUGUAUACUUUCGAUUGUCGCUUCUUUAAGCAUCCGAGGAGGGUUUUUAUUGGCCACACAAACGCGGUCAUGGAUGUUGAUUACUCCCCUUCGGGGCGUGAGUUCGCAUCUGCCAGCUAUGAUGACACGGUAGGCACCCGAACAGAUUUGUCAAUGCCUAAUACUGUCACGAUCCAUUACCGGCUGGGAGAUUACGUGAUUUAUUUUUGAUCUUUGCGUUCAGAUUCGUAUUUGGAGUACAGAAACAACGUCUUCCGUUGAUGUGUAUCAUACCCGCCGUAUGAAGCGUGUGCUAAAGAUCAAAUUUACUUUGGACGGUCGAUUCCUCCUCUCAUCCUCCACUGAUCAGAAUGUCCGACUAUGGAAGGCACAUGCAAGCGAAAAGCUUGGAGCGGUAAUAUUGACAUUUAAGAAAUUUCCUUUUGAAUUGCAAGCCCGUUUUUGCAUGCACAGACCUUCAAUUUCAGGAUUUACUUUCUGCCCGAUCGCCUGUUCUAAGUCUCUAUGCCUUGUCAAUCGACGCUCCACAUUCGCCCACGCGCAAAUGCUUCGUUACUCAGUUUGACGAUGAGUUUUGGGUGCAGUAAAUGUUGGCGCUACAUAAGACGGUGUACGGCACCACUUCCUAUUAUUUAGCAAGUAAACCUCCAUCUGAGCAUUCUGUAAAUAGUGUCUGGGAAAGUAUCGUUCUGUGUGCUUCUGGACACAGUGCUGUCUUUCCACUAAAUGAACUCGGAAUUGCUAAUUUUUCUCAGUUAGUGGAUGCUUCCUGGGCUACCUAUUCCAUUCGUUUCGAACACACUGCUCACAGACUUACCAUCGUCUUCCAUUUUGAUGCGCCUUCUGCCGGUCUCCUUUGCAUUUUUGUUCCAUUAUAAAUGCAGAUUAUGCUGUCCCUACCGUUUAUGUUAUAUGCGAUUGUUAUGAAAAUAUAUCUGAUACUCGGCAUUGUUUUAAGACUUGCAUACUGAAAGAUUUUCGUGUCUUUCUGCCAGCUUAAACCGCGUGAAAAGGCGUCUUAUGCAUCGGCGGAGGCUCUGCGUGCGAAGUUUCAGGAACAUCCCGAAGUGCGCAAAAUUCUUCGAAACCGUCACGUCCCCAAGGCAAUCUUGGUGGCCACCAAUGAACACAAAAUUAUCCGUGCUAAGGAACGCCGGAAACAGCGAAACGUUCGGGUCUUUAAUCACUCCCAGGAGCCUAUUCCAUCUGAGAAGGAGAAGCAUACCGCUGCCGUGUACAAAUAA
Molecule: messenger RNA, 12130 nt
Organism: Spirometra erinaceieuropaei
Lineage: Eukaryota; Metazoa; Platyhelminthes; Cestoda; Diphyllobothriidea; Diphyllobothriidae
Source: the annotation of a GenBank genome assembly